Messenger RNA from Hevea brasiliensis (rubber tree), 938 nucleotides. RefSeq names its product remorin. NCBI's taxonomy places the organism in Eukaryota, Viridiplantae, Streptophyta, Magnoliopsida, Malpighiales, Euphorbiaceae. The transcript is spliced from 5 exons. Bases 153 to 713 code for a protein of 186 amino acids. The record is from RefSeq and is a predicted model, not a curated record.
UCAACCAUUCUCUGACCAGUAAUUAAAACUGACGUUGAUCCAUUGGAUCCUUUAAAGUAAACCCUGCUUAUGCGAUUCACUUUAGCUGGCGCUUAUAAAGAGCCCUUGCCAAAUUUUGCAACGCUGCCAAGUUUUCCACUAAAGUUGUGUCAAUGGCAGAGCAGGAAUCGAAGAAGCUAGAAGCCAAAUCACCGGCGACACCGACUCCGGCACCGGCGGAAGUUAAACAAGGUGCGUCACAAGAGAAAGUUAUUGUUCCACCACCUGAAGAAUCCAUAGCUCUCGCUGUAGUCGAUAAGAAUCCAGAAUCUGUUCCAAAGAAGAUUUCAGGGGGAUCCCAUGACAGAGACACUGCUCUUGCAGAGGUUGAAAAGGAAAAGAAAAAUUCCUUUAUCAAGGCAUGGGAAGAUAGCGAGAAAACUAAAGCAGAGAAUAAGGCUCAGAAAAAGCUCUCCGCUGUUACCGCCUGGGAGAACAGCAAGAAGGCUGCAUUGGAAGCCAAGUUGAGAAAGAUUGAGGAAAAAUUGGAGAAGCAAAAGGCAGAAUAUGCAGAGAAUAUGAAAAACAAAGUAGCUUUAAUUCACAAACAGGCUGAAGAAAAGAGAGCAGUGGUUGAAGCCAAAAGAGGAGAAGGAGUCCUAAAGGCAGAGGAAAUGGCUGCAAAAUACCGUGCUACUGGGCAAACUCCAAAGAAACUCCUUGGUUGCUUCUAAGGUUGCAAGUUUCGAGCUUGGUCUGAAAGCAUUAAAUGGAAUCAGAGCUAUUUCUCUUCAUAAUUUUUUUUGGUAACUCUUCUGUACACUUCUCUUGUUUAUUUCUUUCCUUGUAGUUUGUGUCUUUGCCACUGUAAAAUAAUCAAACUUCUACUAUUGAGCGUGCGCAUGUAUAUAAGUACAAUAUUUUGUCUAUGAGAAAAGAGUUUGAUUUUAUUUCUUGAA